Molecule: messenger RNA, 3355 nt
Organism: Ceratina calcarata
Lineage: Eukaryota; Metazoa; Arthropoda; Insecta; Hymenoptera; Apidae
Gene: Usp10
Product: ubiquitin specific protease 10
Exons: 9
Coding region: 436-3219 (927 amino acids)
Biological process (GO): protein deubiquitination; DNA damage response, signal transduction by p53 class mediator; regulation of autophagy
Cellular component (GO): cytosol; nucleus
Molecular function (GO): cysteine-type deubiquitinase activity
Source: RefSeq, a predicted model, not a curated record
AUAGAAACAGUUUAAGAAGAUAACCAGUAUCGUAGAAUAGUUUUUGGAGAAAUUUUACUAAUUUGACAAAUGUAAAUAAUAGAAUAUUUUCGAUGAUAAUAGUGGCGGCGCCAAUCUCGUGAACAAAAGAAACAGCAGUGAAGCAACGUGCAGCAACGUGCUUCUGCUUAGCCCAUUUUAACUAUGCAACUGCCGAAAUAUGAUCGUUCGUAUUGUGUAAUUUGUUAAUAAUUUAUAUCCCUUUUCCCCAAUUUAUCGGCGCAUAAAACUAAUAUAAAUAUCGUGUUUUUAUAAUCGAGUGCACUUUUUACAUAAUUUCCACAUAAAUAAAAAACAAAAUUGGUAAUAUCAACGCCGCUCCUUUGUAUCGCCGACACAAAUCACCGGAGCCUCAUGUUUCUCUGCUGGCAUUAUUUUUAAUGUUUUAUACGGUGUAUGGAUUUAACCAUGGAUGUUCGAAAUGAGCUUGAUUUUCAAUUCUUAGAUUUGCACGAUUUAAAUGACAGCGAUAAGAAUCAUUUAAUAAGCAUUCUAAAAUCCAAUGUUACUAAUGAUUCAUUAAAAUUGCCGUGGGAUACAGUCGAGGCUAAUAAUGAUGUCAAUGUUUCUGUGACAGAAAUUCCUCAGCUUCUUAAUCAAUGGUAUCAAAAUGCGAUGCCACCACCACCUUCGUACACGCAACAAAUAAUGUGUAGUGACUGGCAGGGACCAGCCAUUUAUCCAGUUCCAACGGACGCUCAUAUACAACCAUUCAUGCCUACCAUGACUUACACUCAUCCAGGCUACAAUCUUGGUACUGAAAUGCAUGAUGUCACUUGCAACAGAGAAAACAAUAGAAGAAAUAGUAGAGGAAGAGGAAUAAGAAGAGAUAAUUUCAAUCGCGGAAUGAAUCCUGCAAACGAAAUGCAGCCAGGAUAUAUGGGAGAGCAAGGACAAUUUCAUCCGCCUUUAUCCUUCGUUGUUAUGUAUCCGGAUCAAACGCAACAACAGCAAUUUUCCAGUCAUGUCCAUUAUCCUCCGCUAGCCAUCUAUCAACCAAAUAUUCAUACGCAUACCAACACACAUCCUCACACACAAGCUGCGUAUGGAUACCCUCCUUAUCAUCAUCCUUCAGGAAAUAUAAGAUGUGUUCGACAAGCAGCACCCAUCGUUUCUCAACCUACUCAAGAGUGUACAAAGGUACAAGCUACAAAGUCUCACGAGAAACGUGUGCAGAAUGCUUAUGCACCGGCUAAGCCACCUUUUCAUCAAGUAAAUGAAGAGGAGAAUUCUUCACAGACCAACAUAGUCACUACAGUUAUAACUGUGAAUAACAGUAAAGUAGAGCAAUGCACUGAUAACACGGACGAAAAUACUGCCAAUCUAAAGAAUUCAAACGCAAAUGGGAAAGUGCCCCCUGUAAAUGUUAAAAUAGAGCAUAACAUCGUAUCCACUGUAAAUGAGAAUUGUAAUGGAACCGAGAAAAAUGAUGUGCCCUGCGUGAACAUUAAUAGUAGCAUCGAAGUAAAACAAAAUGGGGAAACCGAUAAGGAAUACAAGAACGAAACAGUUUCUAGCAUAAAAACGACUGUUGUUAAAACAUUGUCUAAACCGGUUUCGAAGAAUGAAACCGAAGCUCCGAAAGAAGAUGUAUCUACGAAAAAUACGCAAGAAGAAAAUGUUGUUAAAGUAACGAACAGCUCUCCUAUCGUAACAAGCACACCAGCAAUAUCAUCGCCAGCCCCGUCUAAUAUAUCUUGGGCUAGUAUUUUGAAGAAAGGGAAUACAGAUGCACAAUCAACUUCGUCGAGCUAUAAGCCGACUGCGCGCAUUAAUCCUUUACCGAUUACCGAAAACGACGUGGCAUCCAAGAUGCAAGUAGAAAAAGAUCAGCGAUCUAGUACUACAGCUUUCACAAAUGAUAUAUCAUCCAACGUGCAAAGUGUUGUAACUGAAAACAAAUUUCCACAAGCGGAACCAUUACAAAAUUGUUACAACGAUCCUCUCGCUUUCCGCAUGGGCGAAUUUCUAUUAAACUAUCAAAUGGAUAAGCAAACUGUGAGUUUGUUACCCAGAGGAUUAACGAAUCGUAGCAAUUACUGUUAUAUCAAUAGCAUAUUGCAAGCUUUGCUUGCUUGUCCACCUUUUUACAAUCUUUUAAUGGCUCUACCACGUUCCAAAAAUCUCAGUAAAACGUCAUCUACUCCACUCAUCGAUAAUAUGAUCAAAUUUGUAAACGAAUUUACGCCUUUGUCCGAUGGCGCACGACUAGCUAGGAAAGAUAGAGCGAAUAAACGAGGGGAAGAUGCGGUGGUAGAUAUACAAAGUGGAGUGGCCUUUGAACCCUUUUAUGUAUAUACCAUGUUAAAACAUACGUCAGCAGCGGGUGUAUUUUCUGUGGAAGGGCGCCAAGAAGAUGCAGAAGAAUUCCUCUCGUGCCUUCUGAACGGUAUCAACGACGAAAUGCUUGAACUAAUUAAGUUAGUGAAUAAUGACCAAAACAUAACGACUAACGUAGAAAGUAAUGUAAAUCAUAACAAUGGCGAAGAGGAAUGGAAGGUGAUGGGUCCAAAAAAUAAAGGAUCUAUUACACGGUGUACUGAAUUCGGAAGAACACCAUUGUCUGAUAUAUUUCGCGGGCAAUUAAGAUCUCGAGUUUCACGAGCAGGAGAACAACCAACAGACAACGUCCAACCGUUUUUCACGUUACAACUUGACAUCGAAAAAGCAGAAUCCGUCAAAGGUGCACUCGAAAUUCUUGUUGGAAAAGAUCAAUUGGAAGGAAUGACGUGUAGUAAAACGAAACAACAAAUAGAGGCUUGGAAACAAGUUACCUUAGAGGAACUACCUGUGAUUCUUAUAUUACAUCUAAAAUGGUUUGAUUACAAGCUCGACGGUUGCUCAAAAAUUGUGAAGAGUGUAGAGUUCCCAAUCGAUUUAAAACUAGACAGCAAAUUCCUAUCGCCAAACGCUGUGAAGAAAUUAAAUCCAAAGCAGAAACAUUAUAAGCUGUUUGCAGUUACUUAUCAUGAUGGGAAAGAGGCGACGAAGGGUCACUACGUAACAGACGCUUUUCACGUUGGAUACGGCGGCUGGGUCAGAUACGAUGAUAGUUCAUUGAAAGGUAUUUCUGAAAGUAAUGUAUUAAAGCCCACCCCUCCGAGAGUUCCAUAUUUAUUAUAUUAUCGAAGAUGCGACACUAUCGGAAAUAAUCAAUCAAAUAGUGGUAAACCACGUUAAGACGAAAGAUCAUUAAUUAAUAAAUAUAGACGAAGCUAUAUUCCGAAUCUUGAAAAGCAAACUUGAGAGAAUAGCUUUUACAGUUUUGUGGUUCUUGUUGAUACUUGUAUAUCUAAAUACAGAGAAUGUUUAUUAA